UAGGGCUUUGGCAUCCAGGAGAGAAUGCGGGGGAAAUCCAGAGCCUAGAGGGAGCAUUGGCCAGAUUUGCAAGCCAGAAUGACCAAGGUCGAUGUGAGCUCCCCCGGCAAUGGCGCCACCUCGCAAAAUCCGAGCUACGCAGUCGGCAACAGCAGCAAGAUCGUCAAGGAAGUGGCCGGGGCAGCGGCGGCGGGGAUCCCUGGGCUUCCUCUCGUCGUCGCGCUGAAUUGCCUCGAGGAUUGGCAGAUCCUCAAUGCCGAUGCUCUGGCCGGCAUUGCGACGCUGGAGCACCUCAACCUCGCGCAGAUUGCCGAGGGCAAGCUGGAGACUGCGGCGGCCGUGAUCAUCCAUUCCCUGGCCUAUCUCCCCCGCGCGGCGCAGCGGCGGCUCCAGCCCUGGCAGCUGAUUCUCUGCCUGGGAUCUAUUGACAAGCCGGCGGAUUCCACCGCGGCGGCCGAGAUGGGACUCAAGCUCGUUCAUGUGGAUUGUGGGAGGGGCGAGGAGAUUGCCGACACGGUCAUGGCGUUGCUCCUGGGAUUGCUGAGGCACACGCAUUCUCUCUCGGCUCAGGGAUUUGCAAGCGCUGGCUGGCUGGGAUCGAUCCAGCCGCUGUGCAAGGGGAUGAGGAGAUGCCGGGGGCUCGUCAUGGGGAUCGUUGGUCGGACGCCAUCCGCCUGUGCUCUUGCGGUUCGCUGCCUGGCGUUUAAGAUGAGAGUGAUAUACUAUGAGACCGAAGAGGUGAAAGAGCAGACUCGCAAGUCUUUUCCUGCGUUUGCUACCAAAGUGGAAAGUCUGAAUGAGCUUCUUUCUCAAAGUGAUGUGGUUUCGCUUCACUGCCCGCUCACCAACGACACCGUCCAGAUUAUAAACGCCGAAGCUUUGCAGUACAUCAAACCAGGGGCUAUUAUUGUGAAUUCAAGCAGCUGCCAUCUACUCGACGACUGCGCUGUGAAGCAAGCUCUCAUUGACGGCAUCAUUGCUGGCUGCGCUUUGGAUGGCGUCGAAGGUCCGCAAUGGCUGGAAGCGUGGGUCAGGGAGAUGUCAAACGUGUUAAUUCUUCCUCGGAGUGCCGAUUACAGUGACGAUGCGUGGAACGAAAUCCGGUUAAAGGCAUUUUCUCUGCUGAGGUCCUAUCUUGUCAAUGGAGUUAUUCCUGCGAGUUCUGUUUCAGAGGACGAAGAGGACUGGCAGGAAGAGAAGCAUGAGCGGUUCGAGAGAGAAAGUGCCAAAGAAGACGAUCAGUGGAUUGCAGACUCGCAGACCGGCCAGCAGUUUCACCGGAAGCAGCUUGUUUAUCCGCCACAGGAGAUCCGCGAGGCUCGCAGUAUGUACAACAAAUCGGGAAAGAAGUCGAAGAAGAGGGGCUCGAGACGGAAAUCUCACCAGGUGCCAGAAUCGUUCCCAGUUCCGGAGAGAGAUGCUAACUGGGUGGCAUUGCAAAGAGAUGAUCCCGGGGGCACAAGCGGGAGAGACCAAGCGGUGAAUUCAACUUCCCGUUUCACCUCGCCCGACGAUUCCAAGGCCCGACGCGAAGACGCGGACGUGAGCUCGGAGAAACCGGCUAGCGAGUCCGUGCAGGACCUUCAAGCGAUCGAUGUGCUGAAGGAAGGCUAUGUCGUUGCUGUCCGUCCAGUGACUGGGAAUGGUUACUACGUUGCUCGGCAGAAAGGUCCCGGACGAAGGUGGUGCCUGGACGUCAUGUCGGAUGUCACUCCCAGAGAUCCUGCUGCUCAGUUCCUCGUGGUGCUACGAAAUAGAGAUCGUCUUGGUUUGAGAUCACUGGCUGCUGGUGGAAAGCUUCUACAGUCCAACAAGAAAUCGGAGCUCGUGUUCCUCAACCACAAUUUCGAUAUGUGGGAGAGCUGGGUGCUCGAAGGGUCCCAGCUGAGCGACUGUACGCUCGUGAAUAGCAAAUUCAGAGGGGUGUCCAUGGACGUGUCAAUGGAGGUACUGGCAGCCGUGGGAGAGGACGAUGGCGUGGCGAGGUGGCUGAGCUGAGAGUUUGAUCCAAUGCUCGCAAGAAAUAAAGUCUAUCUGUGAAGGUAUACUUUUGAUUCUCCUUGACUCGGAGAGAGCUUCUAACGUGUAACUUUGAUUUGUUUGCGAUAGUGAAAUACAUUUAUAGUUCAUCCAGGAAGAAAUCCCGCAUCAAAGAAAAAAGGGACUCCAGCAGCACGCCGGUGAUCACUGUACAAGCUGUGAGAUUUUACGUAGACCGGGAGCUCGGCUAUGGUGGAACGAGAGCCCGCUCUCCAAGUAACUUGGAGCAGCUCUCUCACUGGAGCCUCCAACUCUCAGGAGCUAAAACGCGAAGAAACUCCGGGCGAGAGCUCAAAAGGAAGGAACAACGCCAAAGGAGGCAUCGUAAGAGUCCAUCUCGCCUCGCUUGGCAAACCUUCCUUUGAUCCUGGGCCGGGUCUCAGCGUAAGCUUUGCGAGAAGCGUACCUUAUCGUCUUCUCAAACUUCCUGUUCUUGCGCUUUUCCCUGUAGCGCAGCACCCUGGCCUCCCGCGCGAUCGGCUCGAGGGGAGUGGCAUGGUGGAGCGGCGCCGCCGCCGCCUGCGCCUCGCCGCUGCCAAACACUGACGAAGAAGUCGGCCGGCUCUGGGGAGUUGAGAUGUCGCUCAAGCUUGCGUCCGGGACGACUCCAACAUCGAUCGAGGAUGCCUGGCGGAGGAAAGAGCGAAGAUUAUAAACGUGAAAAACGUGAAAAGAGAGAGCUUGUGAAGAACU
This is a messenger RNA of Selaginella moellendorffii, 2733 nucleotides long. RefSeq names its product C-terminal binding protein AN. The record is from RefSeq and is a predicted model, not a curated record. Lineage: Eukaryota; Viridiplantae; Streptophyta; Lycopodiopsida; Selaginellales; Selaginellaceae. The transcript has 7 exons. Gene Ontology annotation, molecular function: NAD binding. Gene Ontology annotation, biological process: microtubule cytoskeleton organization. Bases 79 to 1998 code for a protein of 639 amino acids.